CCGGCAUGGAGGAGGACGCGGCCUGCGACUCGACCUGGGACGACUCCGGGGCGGACAGCGACGGCUCGAGCGGCGGCGGCGGCGGGGGCGACGGGGGCGGCGGCCCGGGGGACUCGGACGGGGACGGGGACGAUGAGGCGGAGCGGGAGGCGCGGCCCGACGUGCUCCAGGCCAAGAAACCCCCUCCUCGGAACUUUCGAGCCAUGCGGGACACGGCCAGAUACCGGCACCACUACCCGGGUUUGGAGGAGAAAGAUGGCAGCAGCGAAAUGCCCAACCUGAGCUUCUACAAGAACGAAAUCCGCUUCCAGCCCAAUGGCUGCUUCAUCCAGGACAUUCUGCAAAACUGGAAGGAAGACUACGAGCAGAUGGAAGAUAACCACUCCUACAUCCAGUGGCUUUUUCCGCUGAGGGAACCUGGUGUGAACUGGCAUGCCAAGCCCCUCACACUACAGGAGAUCGAGGCCUUCAAGAGCUCCCCGGAGGUCCAGAAGCGGCUGAUCCAGGCCUAUGAGCUCAUGCUGGGCUUCUACGGGAUCCAGCUGGAGGACAGCACCACGGGUCGCGUGUGCCGGGCCCCCAAUUACGUGGCCCGCUUCCGGAACCUCAACUGGCACAGUCACAACAACCUCCGCCUCACACGCAUCCUCAAGUCCCUGGGUGAGCUGGGCCUGGAGCAACUGCAGGCACCACUGGUGCGCUUCUUCCUGGAGGAGACUCUGGUCCGAGGCCAGCUGCCCUCCGUGCGCCAAAGCGUGCUCGACUAUUUCGUCUUCACAGUGCGCUGCCGGCGCCAGCGCCGCCACCUGCUGCGCUUCGCCUGGAAGCACUUUAAGCCGCGCCUCCACUUUGUCUGGGCACCCCACAAACAGCUGCAGAGGCUGCGGUCAUCACCGCACCUGGCCCUGCUGGCCAGCGAUGCCUCCCAGGAAACUGAGGUUGGAGCUGCAGCUGCACUGGAGGAAGGGGCACGUCCAGGCUCCCUGGAAGAGGGGGCACACCAAGGCUCCCUGGAAGAGGGGGCACACCAGGGCUCCCUGGAAGAAGGGGCACACUCGGGCUCGCUGGAGGAAGGGGCACACCCGGGCUCGCUGGAGGAAGGGGCACACCCGGGCUCGCUGGAGGAAGGGGCACACCCGGGCUCACUGAAAGAAGAAGGGGCAUGCCCGGGCUCACUGAAAGAAGAAGGGGCACGCCCGGGCUCACUGCUCACUGAGGCAGACGCCCAGCAGAGAGACCAGGGCAGUGAGGAUGGGGCCCCUGAGCCAGCGCCCCCCAGCCCCAAGGAGAGCAAGAAGCGGAAACUAGAGGGAAGCCUUGAACAGGGCCCCCUAGGGCCAGGCACUUGCAGCAUCUCUGAUGUGGAGGGAAUUGUCCUGAACCUGGAAGGCUGUGCCCUGAGCCAGGGUGACCAACAGCCAGCGCCGGUGCCCAUGGACAGCCAGGCCCCUGGCGACAUGGUGGCGCAGCCCUGCCCACAGCCCUCCAGGACCAAGGAGGACGAUGAUGUGAGGAAGAGGAGGAAGAUAAGCUCCACCAGGAGUCCUGAGGAUUGCGAGGAUGAGGAUGAGGUGCAGGAGAAGGCUGAGGGCCAAGUCAGCCCCAGGCCAGGCACCCCCACAAGCCUUGUCGUGCAGGAGGACCCAGAUGUCCAGAAGCCUUAAGAGACCGGGGCCAAGGGCACACCAGGCCACCGCCCAUCUCUGGACCUGAACCACAGGCCCAAGGGGGCCAUUGCAUUGGUGCUGAGGCCUUUUCCAAAUAAAUGCCUCUACUCUGCUA
Molecule: messenger RNA, 1782 nt
Organism: Suncus etruscus (white-toothed pygmy shrew)
Lineage: Eukaryota; Metazoa; Chordata; Mammalia; Eulipotyphla; Soricidae
Gene: OGFR
Product: opioid growth factor receptor
Exons: 7
Coding region: 6-1664 (552 amino acids)
Cellular component (GO): membrane
Molecular function (GO): opioid growth factor receptor activity
Source: RefSeq, a predicted model, not a curated record